Melitaea cinxia (Glanville fritillary) is the source of this 707-nucleotide messenger RNA. It is a transcript of the gene RpI12, whose product is annotated as DNA-directed RNA polymerase I subunit RPA12. The transcript has 4 exons. The record is from RefSeq and is a predicted model, not a curated record. Gene Ontology annotation, biological process: termination of RNA polymerase I transcription; DNA-templated transcription. Bases 169 to 531 code for a protein of 120 amino acids. Lineage: Eukaryota; Metazoa; Arthropoda; Insecta; Lepidoptera; Nymphalidae. Gene Ontology annotation, cellular component: RNA polymerase I complex. Gene Ontology annotation, molecular function: DNA-directed RNA polymerase activity; nucleic acid binding; zinc ion binding.
CUACCACGAGAUUUUGUCUUUUGUUGUUUUGGUUAUACAUAACCUAAUACUAUACAAAUAAAAUCGUUUAUUUUUACAUGAGAAUAUUAUAUCUAUGACAUUUUUAUAAUUUUAACUUAAUAUAUAUUUAGAAAUAAAGAAGGUAAGGUACACCACAGGUUCUUCAAAAUGGCAGAGACUGGUCAAUUUAAAAGUAGUACAGCAUUUUGUGCUAAAUGUGGUUCUAUACUGCCUUUGCUACAAGAAUUUGGAUCUGUGAAAUGCUAUGCCUGUAAAGCGGUUUACGACCCGGAAAGUUUUAAUAAGAUAAAGUUCAAUUACACAAUACAUUUUAAUACAGUCUCUGUGAUAAAUAAUGAUAAAAUUUUAAAUAUGGAUAACCCUGAAGGUCCAGUUGUGGAGCGGAAGUGCCCUAAGUGUGGUAACGAUAGAAUGUCUUAUGCAACGUUACAGCUGAGGUCGGCUGAUGAAGGACAAACGGUCUUCUAUACAUGUGUUAAUUGCAAGUACAAAGAGACUGAAAAUUCAUAAGAAUAUUCAAAAAGGUAGACACUGAAAAUUUUUGCAUUGUUUUCAUAUUUUUGUAUGAUUGAUUGAUUAAAUUGUAUUAAAUAUUAUACAUUAUGUUAUUAUAAAAGAAGCGUAAUUAGUAGUAAGUCUGUUUUGUACAAAGUUCUCUUUUAAGUAAUAAAUCAUUACUUCUAAAA